CACCAUUUACAAAAUAUGCCCGGUCUUGUUGGAGAUACAGCAGAUACAGUUUACACGAUUUCAAAAGAUGUUGAGGUUGUACCGACUUUCGAUGCGAUGGGAUUGAACCCGGAUUUGUUGCGAGGCAUUUAUGCAUACGGUUUCGAAAAGCCCUCGGCCAUUCAGCAGCGUGCGAUUCUCCCCAUUAUCAAAGGCAGAGACGUUAUCGCUCAAUCCCAGUCAGGAACGGGAAAGACCGGUGUGUUCUGCAUUGGAGUGCUUCAGAACAUCGACCCCUCUCUCAUGGAGACGCAGGCCCUCAUUUUAUCGCCCACGCGCGAGUUGGCUGAGCAAUCACAGAAAGUGUUGCUUUCGAUCGGAGAUUGCAUGAAAGUGCAGUGCCACGCAUGCGUUGGAGGCAAGAGUCUGAGCGAUGACAUCCGUCGUCUCGAUUACGGUGUCCAAGUGGUGUCCGGCACUCCGGGCCGUGUCUACGAUAUGAUCAACCGUCGUCAUUUGCGAACGCGCAAUAUCAAGAUCCUGGUGAUCGACGAAGGCGAUGAGAUGCUGAAUCAGGGCUUCAAGGAGCAGCUGUACGAUAUCUACCGCUAUCUGCCUCCAGCAACGCAAGUGGUGCUUGUUUCUGCGACGAUGCCGAAGGAGGUGCUGGACAUGACGAGCAAGUUCAUGAACGAGCCGGUGAAAAUCCUUGUGAAGCGCGAUGAGCUGACGCUGGAGGGCAUCAAGCAGUUCUUCGUGGCGGUGGAGCGCGAGGAGUGGAAGUUCGACACGCUGUGCGACCUGUACAACAACCUGACCAUCACGCAGGCCGUCAUCUUCUGCAACACGCGGCGCAAAGUGGAAUGGCUGGCGGCGAAGCUGCGCGAGGCGAACUUCACGGUGAGCUCGAUGCACGGAGACAUGCCGCAGAAGGAACGCGAUCGCAUUAUGGAGGAGUUCCGAGCCGGGAAUAGCCGAGUGCUGAUCGCUACCGACGUGUGGGGACGAGGACUGGAUGUGCAGCAGGUGUCGCUGGUGAUUAAUUACGAUCUGCCGAAUAGUCGAGAGCUGUAUAUUCAUCGGAUUGGACGAUCCGGACGAUUCGGAAGGAAGGGCGUCGGAAUCAACUUUGUCACGAAUGAGGAUAUCAGCGUUCUGAGAGAUAUCGAGCAGUACUACAGCACGCAGAUCGAUGAAAUGCCUAUGAACAUUAACGACUUAAUCUUCACUUUUUGUUAUACACUCAAGGAGUGCACUUGUAAACAAUGUCAAACAGUUCCGCGUCCACCAUGGACAAAUACGAGCAGUUGUCUCCGCUCUUUAAGAACGAGAGCCGCGUCAUGA
Messenger RNA from Blastocystis hominis, 1323 nucleotides. RefSeq lists its product as hypothetical. Gene Ontology annotation, cellular component: nucleolus; catalytic step 2 spliceosome. NCBI's taxonomy places the organism in Eukaryota, Bigyra, Opalinata, Blastocystidae. Bases 97 to 1323 code for a protein of 408 amino acids. The record is from RefSeq and is a predicted model, not a curated record. Gene Ontology annotation, molecular function: ATP binding; mRNA binding; RNA helicase activity. The transcript has 4 exons.